CUCUCCAGCUUCCUAUUCCCUGUCCUCUCCUUUUCCCCUCUUUUAGCCCUCUCUCCUCUCCAUUACGGUGUAUUAAUGCUCAGCCCUCGGCCUCCUCGGUCGCCAUGCAGAAUAACCACCAUAAAGAGCAUCUCUAUAAGAUUCUGGUGAUAGGAGACCUCGGGGUGGGCAAGACCAGCAUCAUCAAACGAUACGUCCACCACAACUUCAGCCCCAACUACCGUGCCACCAUCGGGGUGGACUUCGCUCUCAAAGUGCUGAACUGGGACCAGGAGACGGUGCGCCUACAGCUAUGGGACAUUGCAGGUCAGGAGAGGUUUGGCAACAUGACCCGUGUUUACUACCGUGAGGCCAUGGGCGCCUUCAUCGUCUUUGACGUCACACGGCCUGCCUCCUUCGAGGCUGUAACCAAAUGGAAGGAGGACUUGGAUUCCAAGGUGACGCUUCCCAACGGGAAACAUGUGGCCACUGUGCUUUUGGCCAAUAAAUGUGACCAGGGUCGGGAUGUGCUGACCAAUAAUGGAAUAAAGAUGGAGCAGUUCUGCCAGGAGAACGGCUUUGUGGGAUGGUAUGAGACAUCUGCUAAGGAAAAUAUCAACAUUGACGAAGCAGCUAACUGCUUGGUGAAGCACAUUAUCGCCAGUGAGAACGACAUGCUCCAAUCAGAAGUCCCCGACACCAUCUCUCCCCAAUUAGACAAGGGCAAGAGCGGGACCUGCUCCUCCUGCUUCAGAUCCCAGUGACAGCUCAUGACAGCUAGAUGUGUUUUUGCAUCUUCUUACUCACGCAACAGUGUGUGUGUGUAUGUGUGUGUGUGUGUGUGUACAUCUUUUUGAGCCAGAGCGCCACACAGAUAGACAGAGAGAACAACUUCUGCUGAGAAUGGAGAGGCGCCACCUCCCGCCUCUCUAUAAAGAAAGAUGGGUGCAGCUGUGUGUACUUGUCAAAGGCAAGGUUACCCUCAAGGCAACGUGAAGCCUUGAUUCUCUGCCACAUCAGUAACCAUGGAGACACAGUUUGUGAACACACACACACACACACACACACACACACACACACACACACACACACAUAAACACACACACAGAGACUGCAGCGCACCAGAGUGCAUGUCCAUAUUAAAAGUCAAGGGAGUUUGUCUCUAUGUGCAGAUUAUGCCAUUUCUCUCUGUGUGCCUUUGUCCGUUUUUUCUCGCACUCUUCUAGCCACAUUUUUUUUCUGCCUCUUCUUCGCUCUUUUUCCUCUCUAUCACCAUGUUUCAGUUUCUGUCUCCUCAUCCCUCCCAUCUCUUUCUGCAUCUCAUUUGUGUGACAAAUUUGUUCCAAUGUAAUUUUGGGGCUAAUCAGUAGACAAAAAGCGGAGCUAUAUCUCAUUUCAGUUCAAUUAUUCCAAGUAAUUCCCUCUCAGUCUUUAUAAUACUGGGAUAUGUUCCUAGCUAUGGUUGCUUUAGAACUGGUUUAAUUUCAUUCUAUACACAUUCAUUUUUUAUAGCACUGUCAUUUUGAAGAAAGGAUCCAGUCUUUCAUUGUAUAAAGUCUGGCUUCAGUAUUUUCUAAAUGUAUAGCAGAUUUUAUCGGUGUAAUUGAUAUAAGUGGCUUUUAUAAUGCAAACCAUUUUAUUUAAUUUCUUCAACAGAUAUUUUCACAGUGCUUAACUGUAUUUCCACCCUAUUUUGCAACAGUCUGUUUUAUAUACAGAGGUAGAACGGAUAGAGCGUUCCUCAACAUUUUCUAGUUUUCUAAAUCAACUCAUUUCCAUGGCAACAUCGUCCAAAUUCUAUGAAUAACAUCUUGAGCGUCAUAAUAAAACAAAAACAUGUCCAAUCUAUUAUUUUUAAUUCUGUGGUUUUGUAUAUCAACCUCCAGUUUUUACUCCAUUGUUCAUAAUUUGUAAUAUUUGUAAUUAUGGGAUGAAUGCAUUUAUUUACACAUGUACAUAUUAUAUAUUUAGUCAGAUUACAGAAUUAAGAUGUAUCCAGUAGUAGGCAUGUUAAUGUGAAUAAAGCAUAGCUUUCCUGA
Molecule: messenger RNA, 2018 nt
Organism: Myripristis murdjan (pinecone soldierfish)
Lineage: Eukaryota; Metazoa; Chordata; Actinopteri; Holocentriformes; Holocentridae
Gene: rab38a
Product: RAB38a, member RAS oncogene family
Exons: 3
Coding region: 105-743 (212 amino acids)
Biological process (GO): endosome to lysosome transport; phagosome-lysosome fusion
Cellular component (GO): lysosome; Golgi apparatus; late endosome
Molecular function (GO): GTP binding; GTPase activity
Source: RefSeq, a predicted model, not a curated record